Messenger RNA from Neoarius graeffei (lesser salmon catfish), 4446 nucleotides. It is a transcript of the gene lpp, whose product is annotated as LIM domain containing preferred translocation partner in lipoma. Gene Ontology annotation, biological process: cell-cell adhesion. Gene Ontology annotation, cellular component: stress fiber; focal adhesion. The transcript has 13 exons. Bases 291 to 2087 code for a protein of 598 amino acids. NCBI's taxonomy places the organism in Eukaryota, Metazoa, Chordata, Actinopteri, Siluriformes, Ariidae. The record is from RefSeq and is a predicted model, not a curated record.
GGGGCUGGAAUUUGCUCCUCUGACGUCACUGCCUGUUCCUCUCCCAGAUUUGGGAAAAAAAAAAAAGUUGUUUCACUUUAAGUGGGAUCUGAAACCCAGAUUUCAUAGAAAGCGAGGUUUCAAUGUGCGUCUAAUCAGGCCUUAUCCAGAAGAGACACCGCUGGAUUGUUGCUGGAGAACUGAGCCAUUGAAUUCAUUCAUCUUUAGAGUUGCUGGUGACUCAUCGCUGUCCAUCAAAGAAAAGUCGUAGACUGUGUGGCUGCACGCAUCCUCUUCGGCUAAACACGCACAUGCUUAAGGCCUGCUGCGGAUAUCUGAUCCCCAACCGUUACAGGUGUCUGUCGUUUUUCACCUCCAUCAAAGCUGUUUCAGUCUCAACCAUAAAACAAAGAACCAUGUGGAGUGGCCAGAACAACGGGAGCCAGCACGGUCAUGUGACUGCCCGAAUGGAGACCAGUUUGCCAAUGGGGACCCCAAGCAUCUCGGUAUCGCAGCACCAGGCGCCUAAAAAAUUCGCUCCUGUCGUGGCACCCAAACCCAAGUUCAACCCGUACAAGUCGCCAGGUGACGCGACACACGACAUUGCAGGCGAUUACCCUCCACCACCUCCACCUGUAGCGGACACCAGCAGCUUGCCGUCGUCUUCUUCCUUCCCUCCACCUCCACCGAUGGACGAGAGCUCCUUUGGAUUUCAGAUCAAAGGGCCGGAGAAGACCCUGGAGGAGAGACGCUCCAGCCUGGAUGCUGAGAUCGACUCUUUGACCAGUAUUCUGGCCGAUCUGGAGAGCAGCUCACCAUAUAAGAGUCGCACGCCACAGAAUUCUGCCACUCUACCAGCAAUGGGCUCCAAUGCUCCUGUUACAGGCUACAAACGCAUGGUCAUCCCAACCCAGCCACCUCUGACUGCCACCAAAAAGUCCACUCCUAAGCCUCAGGCUCCUCCAUCUGCUGCUCCAGCCUCCUCUCCAUCUCCUUCCUCACGGCCUCAGCAGCCAGUUCCUGCCUCCUACAGCACGGCUUCUACCCCCAGCCAGCCCACGUUCAGUGUGCAGGCACGAGCAGCUCAGCCUGGCCCUCAGCAGCAACAGCAGCAGCCUGGCCGAGCCACAUAUGCACAAGGGCAAUAUACCCCAGCCCAGCCUCGAGGCCCUGAUUUUGCCUACGGGCCUCCACAGCCCACUUUCUCCCCAGCUGGAGGGUACCACGAGCAACACUAUGGUGGAUCUCCAGCCCCUGGAGGCCAGAACACUUGGAGAGCUGAGCCAAGCCACCAUGCUGUACCACCACACAAUCAGGGCUACCAGCCUCCUGCCCCAAAGAAGACCUACAUCACCGACUCUCCUACCAGCAUGGCACCUUAUGGAGCAGGAGCCAUGGGAGCGCAGAAGCCUCUAGGUCAGUCCACUGCUCACCCUGAGGAAGAGUUGGACAGACUGACCAAGAAGAUGCUGUACGACAUGAACAACCCACCAUCAGAGGAAUACUUCGGCCGCUGUGCAAGCUGUGGGGAGAACGUGGUUGGUGAAGGCACUGGUUGCACCGCCAUGGAUCAGGUCUUCCAUGUGGACUGCUUCGUGUGCAUGACCUGCAGCAGCAAGCUGAGAGGCAAACCCUUCUACGCUGUAGACAAGAAGGCUUACUGUGAGCCAUGCUACAUUAACACCUUGGAGACCUGUAACAUCUGCAGUAAGCCCAUCAUGGAGCGGAUUCUGCGGGCGACAGGUAAAGCUUACCACCCACACUGCUUUACCUGUGUGGUGUGUCACCGGAGCCUGGACGGCAUCCCUUUCACCGUGGACGCCUCCAACCACAUCCACUGCAUCGAGGACUUCCACAAGAAGUUUGCUCCCCGUUGCUCUGUGUGUAAAGAGCCCAUAAUGCCUGCUCCUGGCCAGGAGGAGACGGUGCGCAUUGUGGCCCUGGACCGGGAUUUCCAUGUGCAGUGUUACCGCUGUGAGGACUGUGGCUGUCUGCUCUCUGAGGGUGAUAAUCAGGGCUGUUACCCACUGGAUGGUCACGUUCUCUGCAAGAACUGCAACACCAGCCGCAUCCAGGCUCUCACUGCCAAGGCCACCACCGACCUCUGAGUCUAUUCUAUUCUCACACACUCAAACACACACCCAUAUAUACACACACACAUACUCCUAACUCAUCUGAUGGCUGCAUUUAGAAAUAUCCUCACGCUUAAAACUUGUGCGCGCACACACACACACACAGACAAACAUGCAGUUCGUAAUGAUCACAUUGUAGACGUUUGUUGCUGUCAGGCUGAAAGCAUUUUAUCUCUGCAUCUUGUACGUACGCAAAUAAAAACCAAGCAUUUAGUAGCUGAUUGAAACUUUAAAGGUACCGUGAAUAGAAUAAUCCAGAAAGACUUGAGAAAUCAUUACAUAAGGAUAGUUAUGAUGAUGGUGAACUGUUACAGUAGGAAACUCCUUUGUUUUGUAUUUCUUUGUAUAUCUUACGUACGUAUGGCCAGUGGUCAAAGAGCAAAAUGUGACGGGAACAAAUACGUAGUAAAUAACAUUUCGUUUACAGGUUCCCACAGAUUUGAGUCAUCUGUGUCCCAUGAGAGAGAUUUUUCAGGCAUAACUCUGUCUAAAAUUCCAGCUCAGUCAGUCGAUGAUGAGCUUUAACGUUAUUCUGUGUCCUUUAGGAGUGAAAGCAGCACCAUAAUCCACUUAUUCAUUCAGAUAUUCUGACAAUCAGUAGCUUUGGGUUCAUCAUUCAUUCAUAUUAUACUCAUGUUGUACGUAUGUAUAUGUUUGACUUGCAAAAACAUGGUGACGGGGCCACAUAUAUGUAUGUAUGAAUACACACACACAUACCUAAGGAGAAAAUGCUCUUAUUUCUUCAUAUUGCCUUAUAAACUAUAUUAAAGGGCUUUUCGGGGUUAAUAUUUGGGUGAAUAAUAUGCAAACAGAGUUUAAACGUGUACAAGAUAUUAAAGCUCUAGUUCCAGGUGUAUAGAGGAGGGGAAGUUGAAUAGUAGCUGCGCAGUUGUUCCACAACUAUCCAAGACAAACACAUCAAUGAUACGAAUACAAAUAGGAUUUCGACAGUAUUUCUUGAAAAUCAGUAAAAUCUGCGAACCUUGGCUUCAAACAACUCCUACUGGAGCGACGUUUACAUUCUUUGACGACGUGUGUAUAUAUUUACAUACUUAUGCAGUUCAUAGAGAGGUUUAUUAUAUGGAAUAGGACUGUGAACCCGAACAUAUAUAACCAAAGUAAUGCUGAGUAAUGCUGCAGUGCACUGCUGCUUCCUCCUAUUAUUCAGUAUACUGCUUUACACUUAGCGCAGUUAUUGUAUUUAUAUGCAUAUCAUGAAAGAAAGCGUUUAAAGCAACAUACUGUAGUACUUUCUGGUAUCUGAGAACAUGAAGGCAGUAUAAAGUGCCUUUUUUUUUGUUAUUACAGUCCACAGAAUGAGAAACACUGAAAUGAAAUCAGUUACGGUGUGACAAUCAAACACAGAGGUUAAAAUGGGAUUUAAAAAAUAAAUCGAUCUUAGAAGAUUAUAACCAGCUUAAUUUAAAAAUAACGAAAGAAUUUCUUGUAUGCUCUUAUAAACAGCACUAUGAGCAUUAUUUCCAAUAUUGGCAACUUGUGAAAUGUAGUAUUAGACCUUAAUAGCAAAGAAAUGAUUGUAAUGAGUAGGGGGGAAACUUAUAGCGAUAGGAUUUAUUUCUUAGCUUUGUAAAAGAAGAAUAACAAUAUGCAAUUUCCUUUUAUUAUUGCAUUGACACUUUAUAUAAAAUAAUAUGCAGACCUUAACUUUUUUUAACUCUUCAGGAAAUAUUUGAAUUGUGAUUAAGCAAUAAGUUUUCCACACUACACCUCUCUUCCCUGUGUGCUUUUUCUGGUCAGUUUCAUCAUCUUACUCUUAAGGUGUUAACAUGCAGAGAGGGCUUUUUUUUUCUUUUAAACUAACUUAGCAAAGGCACAGACAGGUGUUCUCUGUUUUCUCUUCUUGCACUCUUCUGCUAAAAUGUAUAACUGCUUAUAUGCUUACAUUUUUAACUAUUUUGCAUCAUCAGUGAGGAAAAAGCAAGGGAUUUUAAGGACGUAAAAACAUUAAACACAUAAUUGAGCAUUAGGGGUAAAAUGGACUUCGUUGCUCAGGGUGGCCUCAGAUGGAUUUGUUCAGUCAGGUACCGGUAUUUCUAGAAUGGAGCGUAAAUUGAUGAGAGCGUCAAGAGUCCUGACUUUUCUUACACUUUGUAUUUUGUUAAGGAAUCUUAGUCAUGUGAUUGGGGUUAUUCUUGAUCGGGGGAUAACAGGAGAAAGGAAAUAAUUAUUGUUAUUAUGAAGUCUUCAACAAGUUGACCAAUUAGAAAUCUUCAUCUAUGUUUUAUGCCAUUUUUUGAUUUGUAUUUGCAAGUACUCAUUCGCACAUGUCUCUGUAUUAUUUCCUCUAGCUUUAAUAAACCUUUCUUGCGUAAAA